CUCCCGUGCCACCUCCAUCCCCUCCUCCCGGGUCACCUCCCGUGCCACCCCCGUCCUCUCCUCCCGUGUCACCUCCCGUGCCAGCCCCGUCCCCUCCUCCCCUCCCGGCUCAGGGAUCCCCGGUGUCGGCCCGCGGCGGUGGAUGGAGCUGCAGCUCCAGCACAAGCCCUGGAAGCAGCAGCAGCUCCUGCUCUCCUUGCCCAGAUAAACCUUCUCGAUGCUGCUGUGGCAGUCUGAGCCAGCCCUGCCCGGAGCCGACGGGCUCCCUGCAGGUCGGCAUCGCUCUGGGAAUACUCCUCUGGUUCAAGGAGUGUUUGGGCAGCGCUCUCAGGCACAAGGUGGGAUGGUUGGGGUGUCCUGUGCAAUGCCAGGAUCUGAACUUGAUGAUCCCUGUGGGUCCCUUCCAUCUCAGGACAUUCUGUGGUUCUCUGUGCUUGACCCUAAUACAGAGCACAAGGAGAAAAAUCCACCCCUGUAUGGGAUAAUGGAAGCUUUGGCCUCUGUUGGGCCUAACUUUCACCCUGCACAGUAAAAUUUCACAAGAGUGACAUUUGUACAGCUAUUUUUACUGGCUUUUUUUAGCCAAUUCUCUUUUCUGUUGGUAGGAAUUGGUCCUGACGCUUUCUGGUCAGUGUGACCUUGCUUCACCGGGAAGUGCUGGUUUUGUUCCACCGUCAAAUUAAUUACAAAUAGGAGACAGUUCAUGGGGAUUAAUUAGGGCAUGGAUGUACUGUAUGGAUUCUGGAGCAACAGUUGGUACCACUGGGUUCAGCUUUUUCAUUGGGUGUUCGGUUGGUAUUUGGAGAUGAGAGGAAGAACAAAACCCUUCCAUCUGACGGACCGUUGGUUAUUGUUGUUAUUUCCAUGUCUUCUGCCUGCUGAAAGUCAAGGAUAAUUGGCUAAAAAAACCUCAAACCGUCCCUUCCUGUUAGAAAUCCCUGUCACUGGGAUGUUCAAUGAGCCAGCUGUCAGUGCAGUUACCAAACCCUCCGUUCUUCGGGUCAGUGCAGUUACCAAACCCUCCGUUCUUCAGGUCAUUUAAAAGGGAAACUUGUUGUUUUCUGUCAAGAUUUGUGCUUAGGAAAAUGCAGGGUGCCUUUCUUUUGUAUUUUUGGUUCUUUCCAAGUGUAAUCCGAAGUUGUGCCUGUGCUUUCCUGGGGGAACAGUUCAGCUCGGUCCUGCGAAGCGGGAUAGGUAAGGAUUUUUAGAAGGGAAUUGGAGCUUUUUUGUGCCGUUGGACUCCAAGUGAAAGUCGUGGAUUUGCAGCAGCACUGGCAUUAACUCCUGGGUUUCCAGCAGUGCUGGCAUUAACUCCUGGGUUUCCAGCAGUGCUGGCAUUAACUCCGGGGUUUCCAGCAGUGCUGGCAUUAACUCCGGGGUUUCCAGCAGUGCUGGCAUUGGCUCCAGCGUUUCUCUGGAGAGGGGAGGACGGUGUUUGCAGCUCUGUGCUCGCUGUGGCUGCGCGGCUCGGCGGGGGUGGGCUGAGCUGUCACAUAUUUCGGUGUCUGGCGAAUGCGUGACUCGCUCGGCCCGUCCUGCUCCUGUGGGCAGUGACGAGAGUUGGGAACGAGGGGCUGGUCCUCGCUGGAGCCGAGCUGGAGUACUUGGAGUGCGGGGCUCUCCCGGGUGCAGCCGGGGCUCUGACCAUGUCUGUGAGCGAGGAGGCGGCCAGGCACCUUCCCCGUCCCUCAGCUGGGUCUGAGCCCCCCGUGUUGGCCCUCUGAUGUCUGAGGAACUGCUGAAGGAUGCGGCCGCGGGCGCCGAGGGCUGGCUCGCUGACAAGGAGCAGACUCCUCAAAGGCCUGCAGAGGAGACGUAGGAUCUUCAAGCAAGUUCUGGCAGCUGGAUCCCGAUAACAGAUAAACUCACUUGACCACCAUGAGUUGGAGCUUUCUGACCCGCCUGUUAGAGGAGAUCCAGAACCACUCGACCUUUGUUGGCAAGAUCUGGCUGACAGUGCUGAUUGUGUUCCGGAUUGUCCUGAUUGCCGUGGGGGGAGAGUCCAUCUACUACGACGAGCAGAGCAAGUUCGUGUGCAACACGGAGCAGCCGGGCUGCGAGAACGUCUGCUACGACGCCUUCGCCCCCCUCUCGCACGUCAGGUUCUGGGUCUUCCAGAUCAUCCUGGUGGCCACUCCCUCGGUGCUGUACCUGGGCUACGCCAUCCACAAGAUCGCCCGGAUGGUGGAGCACGGCGAGGCCGGGAGGAGGGGCCGCAGGAGGAGCCUGCCCAUCCGCUGGAAGCAGCACCGCGGCCUGGAGGAGGCCGAGGGCGACCACGAGGAGGACCCGAUGAUGUACCCGGAGAUGGAGGUGGAGAGUGUCCGGGAGAGCAAGGAGAAGCAGAGCCCCGCCAAGGCCAAGCACGACGGCCGGCGGCAGAUCCGGGAGGACGGGCUCAUGAGGAUUUACGUGCUGCAGCUCCUGGCCAGGGCCCUGUUCGAGGUCGGCUUCCUGGUGGGGCAGUACUUCCUGUACGGCUUCCAGGUGAGCCCCGUGUUCGUGUGCAGCAGGAAGCCCUGCCCGCACAGAGUCGACUGCUUCAUCUCCAGGCCCACCGAGAAGACCAUCUUCCUGCUGAUAAUGUACGGGGUGAGCUGCAUGUGCCUGCUCCUGAACGUCUGGGAGAUGCUGCACUUGGGGUUGGGCACCAUCCGGGACACGCUCAACAGCAAGAGGAAGGAGCUGGCGGACUCUGGGACCUUCAACUACCCGUUCACCUGGAACACCCCGUCGGCUCCCCCCGGGUACAACAUCGCCCUGAAGCCGGAGCAGAUGCCGUGCACGGAGCUGUCCAACGCCAAGAUGGCCUACAAGCAGAACAAAGCCAACAUAGCUCAGGAGCAGCAGUACGGCAGCACCGAGGGCAACAUCCCCACCGACCUGGAGAUCCUGCAGAGGGAAAUCAAAGUGGCUCAGGACCGCCUGGACCUCGCCAUCCAGGCCUACAACAACCAAAACAACCCCGGCAGUUCCAGAGGGAAGAAGUCCAAAGCAGGCUCGAACAAAAGCAGUGCCAGUAGCAAGUCAGGAGAUGGGAAGAACUCGGUCUGGAUUUAAUGUUGGCUGAGUUGAUGUACUGUGGUUUUCUCUCCUAGUUUAUCAUAAUAACCAGCAGCCCCCGUCAAUAAUGGCUUCCAUUAAGGGAAUAUUUGACUCUGCUUGUUUUCAGGGAUACCGUUGGCUAGUGAUGCAGCCCCUGGAGAGGGUUUAUACACUGACUCUGGGACUAUAGAACUUUAUUCUUUUGUCUUCCAAGUCAGGAGACAAAUAGGUAUAUUUAAUUCAUUCUCAUUGAACGGUUUAUGCUGUAUGUACAGUAUUAUAGUACAUUUAUUAUGCACAAUUUUUUUUGUAUUUGUACACUGGAUCUGAUGUUAUACUUUUUAUAUUGACCAGGACAAGGCCAUGGGUAGCCAUUAAUUAGCAUUUUGUUAAUUUUAUUAUUGUUGUCAGCAGUUAUGUCAUUGUUCUUCCUUGUUUUCCGAGUAAAACUUUUUAUAAAACUUUUC
Pseudopipra pipra is the source of this 3512-nucleotide messenger RNA. It is a transcript of the gene GJC1, whose product is annotated as gap junction protein gamma 1. The coding region runs from base 1879 to 3060 and encodes 393 amino acids. Gene Ontology annotation, cellular component: connexin complex. The record is from RefSeq and is a predicted model, not a curated record. The transcript has 4 exons. Gene Ontology annotation, biological process: cell-cell signaling. NCBI's taxonomy places the organism in Eukaryota, Metazoa, Chordata, Aves, Passeriformes, Pipridae. Gene Ontology annotation, molecular function: gap junction channel activity.